This is a messenger RNA of Arabis nemorensis, 975 nucleotides long. Lineage: Eukaryota; Viridiplantae; Streptophyta; Magnoliopsida; Brassicales; Brassicaceae. The record is from the annotation of a GenBank genome assembly.
AUGAGCAAAGAAAGACUAGGACUCAGUCAUCGUUUCCUUCCUUAUUUCUUCUCAAUUCCCAUAUUCUGGUAUUUGCUUCAACUCCACGACUUACAUUUGUCUCGAAAAUGGCUUCCCCGAACGAAAACGAUAAGAUUCCCACGCUCAUCAUCUCGUACUAGGGCUUUCCCUUCAAGGACUCGUAGCGUUCCCCUCGAAAUCGACGACUCGAGUGUGGUUUUAGGCUACGCAGGUUCUCCUCAGAGACAGAGACGUCCUCCUUUAGUGCCAAUGGCUGGUCCUAUUUCCUCUACUCGUAGACCUGAACCUCUCCUCUUGAGAUCUGGUAGGCUGGGGAUGUGUAAUGAUCCUUACUGUACCACGUGUCCUUCUCACUACAAUCUCAACGGAUCCCAACGUUCCACUCUUACAGUUUCCGUGGAUUCCACAUUCCGUAAUGCUCUGUAUGAUGGUGCUAGAGGUCGGGCUAGACGAUUUGCUUCCUCUGUUAAUAGAUGCUUACCUCGAAUCAUGAAUCCUCAUUCGAAAGCCGUUCAAUGGUGGGCUAAAUUCUUUGCCCUCUCAAGCUUGGUAGCUAUUUUCAUAGAUCCCCUCUUCUUCUUCCUCAUGUAUGUCCAACAGAACGACAAAUGCAUAAUCUUUGAUUGGCCAAACAUUAUGGGAUUUGUAACUGUUAGAACUUUAGUGGAUGUUAUUUUCUUAGCUAACAUUCUGCUUCAGUUCCGAUUGGCAUAUGUGGCUCGUGAGUCUGGCCAGUUGGUUGAUAGUCCAAAAAAAAUUGCUCUCCAUUACUUGCUAAGAUAUUUCUUCCUCGACCUGUUCAUAGUGUUACCACUUCCCCAGAUAUUGAUAUUCUUGGUAAUAGAGACACACUUAGGCACAUCCGGGGUUAACAAUUCUUGCCCAAUUCAUUCUAAAGCUAUACAGACUUCUACCUCUGCUUGCUGGACAAACACCGACAGGCUUCAUCUUUGA